Molecule: messenger RNA, 822 nt
Organism: Bathycoccus prasinos
Lineage: Eukaryota; Viridiplantae; Chlorophyta; Mamiellophyceae; Mamiellales; Bathycoccaceae
Exons: 1
Coding region: 1-822 (273 amino acids)
Source: RefSeq, a predicted model, not a curated record
AUGCAGACGACGAUUCAGACGAACGGAAGAACGAAUGCAUCGUCUUCUCUUCGUCCCCUUGGUCUUCGUUGUCGAGGGAGACACGGAGCAGCAGUUUUAAAAGCAUCCGGAAGAGGAACACCAGUGAGAAGAUUACGCGUCGAAAACGUCAUCACCCCGACGACGAAUAAAAAAGCGACGACAACAACUGGGUGCUUGGGGUUAGCCGCUGCCGCACUUUUUCACGCACCGGCAGCUUUCGCCGCCGCGGCUGAGAAUGCGGUCCCGUCCGCCUUUGCUGCCUACGGACACUAUCUCGGUUUACUCCUUAUCGUCGGUUCGUUGGCGACGGAGAAAGCGAUUUUGAAGCCAAACAUGUCCGGAGACGAGCUGAUGAAACUGGUGAUUGCGGAUUCGGUGUACGGCAUCGCCGGCGUGCUCGUUUUGUACACGGGGUAUUUACGCGUGACGCAAUACGGAAAAGGGUGGGAGUUUUAUUCGCACGAACCGAUAUUUUGGUUCAAGAUGUUCUUGUUCGCGGUGAUGGGGUCGUCGAGUUUGUUCGUGACGAUAAAGACGAUCACGACGUUCGCGGAGAAGCAAAAGAGCACGGACGAAAACGAGACGUACAUUAGCGAAAAGUUGGCGACGAGGAUGGGGAAGGUGUUAAACGGGGAGUUGUUGGCGGUGUUGGCGAUUCCGUUAGCUGCGACGACUAUGAGUAGAGGGAUUUUGUUUCAACAAGAGAUGGAUUGGCACUUAGGCGCGGCGCCGGUGGCGCUCGCCUCGGCCGGACUCGGGUUCAAGUACGUGAAGGAAGCGUUAACGUGGAGCGAAGAUUAA